GAGACAUUUCGGUACUUGGGAUGGACUGUGGAAAUGGAAAGACUCCUGAUUUCCUAUUUUCUCGAAUGAGAAGAGUUGACAUGACCCCUGAGUCGAGGCCGAGUGCUCAGAUCCCUGCAAAAACUAAGCCGCUUCGGUCGGGAAAUCGCGACUUCGACAUUUCGUUUCGCGAACGGCCACAUAAUCUGCAUGUGCAAUUGCUUCUCCAGCACCACAACACAUCAUGAAGGUCUCAUUACUUUCGUGCAGCCUGUUGGCUUGCCUCUCUCCGCUCGUGUCUGCGACUGCCCUCACAUACAAGCUUACUGCCAAUGAGAAGGCAUGUUUCUUCACCAAUGUCGAGAAUAAGGGAGCAAAGAUUGCAUUCUACUUCGCCGUCCAAGCAGGAGGUUCCUUCGAUGUCGAUUACGAGGUUGUGGGACCUGCGGACAAGAUCAUUAUGGAUGGGAAAAAGGAGCGACAGGGGGACUUCGUCUUCACAGCGGGCGAGACUGGAGAAUACAGAUUCUGUUUCAAUAACGAGAUGAGCACAUUCGCAGAGAAGUUUGUCGAUUUCGAAAUCGCUGUCGAGAACGAACAACGAGCCUCGAUACCUUCCAAGCAAGGCACAUCCCCUGAGCAGACCUCCGCAUUAGAAGAAUCUAUUUUCAAGAUUUCAGGACUGCUUUCGACGAUCACAAGAAACCAGAAAUACUUCCGUACCAGAGAAAACCGGAACUUCAGCACAGUCAGGAGUACGGAGAGGAGAAUUUUCAACUUCAGUGUUAUGGAGAGCUUAAUGAUGGUUUGCAUGGCUGGGCUACAGGUCUUCAUUGUCCGGUUCUUCUUCCAGGGCGCGAGAAAGGGAUACGUGUAAAUGACUGGGCAAUUGCUAGACACUGCGUUCUAUGGUUCUGGUGGGAUUCUGGGAAAAUCUGGCAUG
This is a messenger RNA of Hyaloscypha bicolor E, 922 nucleotides long. Its product is annotated as erp2,4. Gene Ontology annotation, cellular component: endoplasmic reticulum; COPII-coated ER to Golgi transport vesicle; Golgi apparatus. The transcript is spliced from 4 exons. Lineage: Eukaryota; Fungi; Ascomycota; Leotiomycetes; Helotiales; Hyaloscyphaceae. Gene Ontology annotation, biological process: Golgi organization; intracellular protein transport; endoplasmic reticulum to Golgi vesicle-mediated transport. The record is from RefSeq and is a predicted model, not a curated record. The coding region runs from base 224 to 856 and encodes 210 amino acids.